UGAAACGCUGACAAGCUCUCUGACCAAUAGAAAUGCUCGUUACAAAGUGUUUUGGAAAAGUGACACAUCGGAGGAGCAACCGGCGUAAGACUGAUCGUUGAAUAACAUUUUUGUUGUCCUUUCUGGUUUCCAUCAUGAAGUCCAGCGCAGGAGGGUUUGGGACCCAAUGGUUCCUGAAGAUGAGCACAGACAAGCAAGACACUCUUCUGAAGAUGUCCAUACUAACCAUUGCUGCCAUACUGUCCUUCUCAACGCGUCUGUUUUCUGUGCUGCGUUUUGAGAGUGUGAUUCACGAGUUUGACCCGUACUUUAACUACCGUUCUACCCGCUUCUUGACUGAGGAAGGCUUCUACAACUUCCACAACUGGUUCGAUGAUCGCGCUUGGUACCCACUGGGUCGUAUCAUCGGAGGCACCAUCUACCCUGGCUUGAUGUUGACUUCUGCUAUCCUGUACCACCUGGCCUGGUUCCUCAACAUCACCAUUGAGAUCCGUAAUGUGUGCGUGUUCCUGGCUCCCCUCUUCUCCAGCCUCACUGUGAUGGUCACCUAUCAGCUCACCAAGGAGCUCAAGGAUGCUGGUGCAGGUCUGAUAGCGGGCGCCAUGAUUGCCAUCGUCCCUGGCUACAUCUCACGUUCCGUGGCAGGCUCCUAUGAUAACGAGGGAAUUGCCAUCUUCUGUAUGCUGCUCACUUACAUGCUCUGGAUCAAGGCAGUGAAGACUGGCUCUGUGUUCUGGGCCUCUCUAUGUGCACUCGCUUACUUUUACAUGGUGUCGUCCUGGGGAGGCUAUGUGUUCCUGAUCAACCUGAUCCCACUCCACGUGCUGGCUCUCAUGCUGACCGGAAGAUUCUCUCACCGCAUAUACGUAGCCUACUCCACGGUGUACUGCCUUGGAACAAUUCUCUCCAUGCAGAUCUCGUUUGUGGGUUUCCAGCCUGUACAGUCCAGUGAACACAUGGCUGCUCUGGGAGUGUUUGGCCUGUGCCAGAUCCACACGUUUGUUGACUAUGUACGCUCCAAGCUGACAGGAGAGCAGUUCAACCUUCUCUUUAAGAGCAUUGUGCUGCUGUUUGGCUCUGUGGGAACACUGGCUGUUGCCAUAGCAACUGCACUCGGCAAAAUCUCCCCCUGGACCGGUCGUUUCUACUCUCUCCUGGACCCCUCGUAUGCCAAGAACAACAUCCCCAUCAUAGCGUCCGUCUCAGAGCACCAACCUACCACCUGGUCCUCAUUUUACUUUGACUUGCAGCUGCUUGUCUUCAUGUUCCCAGCUGGACUCUACUUCUGCUUCAAGAAGCUCACAGAUUCCAACAUCUUUAUCAUCAUGUACGGAGUGACCAGCAUCUACUUUGCCGGUGUGAUGGUGCGUCUGAUGCUGGUGCUCGCCCCAGUCAUGUGUAUCCUGUCAGCCAUCGGAGUGUCGGGCGUUCUGUCCACAUACAUGAAGAACAUUGAGGCUCCAAACAAGAAGGACAAGAAACCCAAGAGGGCUGACUUGACCUACCCACUGAAACACGAGAUAGCGACAGGUGUAGUGUUUAUGAUGACUGCGUUCCUGGUCACCUACACAUUCCACUGUACCUGGGUCACCUCAGAAGCCUACUCCAGUCCUUCCAUCGUACUCUCGGCACGGGCUGGCGACGGAGGCCGUAUCAUCUUUGAUGACUUCAGGGAGGCUUACUAUUGGUUGAGACACAACACUGCAGAGGAUGCCAAGGUGAUGUCCUGGUGGGACUAUGGCUAUCAGAUUACUGCCAUGGCCAACAGAACCAUACUGGUGGAUAACAACACCUGGAACAACACACACAUAUCACGUGUGGGGCAGGCUAUGUCGUCCACAGAAGACAAGGCCUAUGAGAUCAUGAGAGAGCUGGAUGUCAACUAUGUCCUCGUCAUCUUUGGGGGCCUUACUGGAUACUCCUCUGAUGACAUCAACAAGUUCCUGUGGAUGGUUCGUAUUGGAGGCUCCACAGACCGGGGUGCCCACAUCAAAGAACAUGAUUACUACACGCCCCAAGGAGAGUUCCGUGUGGACAAGGACGGCUCACCCAUCCUCCUCAACUGCCUCAUGUACAAGAUGUGCUACUACAGGUUCGGGCAGGUCUACACUGAGCAGAAUAAACCUACUGGUUAUGACAGAGUCCGAAAUGCUGAAAUCGGAAACAAAGAUUUUGAGCUGGACGUUUUAGAAGAGGCCUAUACAACAGAGCAUUGGCUCGUCCGUAUUUACAAAGUGAAAGAUUUAACAAACAGGGGCGUGUAGAGAAGUGGACCUCUUAUCACUGCUCAUGUAUAGCUUUAUUAUGGUAUACAUCAUUGACAUUUAUUACAUUAUUAGAAGUACUUUUGAAUGGAGGCAAAUGACAGUUAAUGGUUUUGUGAAAAGAAGUUGAAGAUCAUGUGUGAUUGUGAAUGUAUAUUUUUCAACCUGUUAAGUCUUACAGAUUAUUUAUCUAUGCACUAUACACAUUACAUGACUUUAUUAUUUUUUAUUUUCUCAGUUAAAAAGUUAGCUCAAAAACAUGGAUAUUCAUGUUGUAUACAGCAUUCUGAAUUCAUAAUUUACUUACUGAAAACCAUUACUUACAACCAGGGGUUUGUUUUACUAGUUAAUUUGGUAUAUUUUUAUAUAAUAUAACCAUCAGGUCACAACGUAAUCAAUUUAUCUUUGGAAAAUAACUUACACAUGUUGAACAGUUUUCGAUCAUUUGAACGUGGUUUUAAAUUGAGAAUAGUGUGAAAAUAAAUUUAAAAAAUUCAAA
Molecule: messenger RNA, 2763 nt
Organism: Dreissena polymorpha
Lineage: Eukaryota; Metazoa; Mollusca; Bivalvia; Myida; Dreissenidae
Product: dolichyl-diphosphooligosaccharide--protein glycosyltransferase subunit STT3A-like
Exons: 16
Coding region: 135-2264 (709 amino acids)
Biological process (GO): post-translational protein modification
Cellular component (GO): membrane
Molecular function (GO): dolichyl-diphosphooligosaccharide-protein glycotransferase activity
Source: RefSeq, a predicted model, not a curated record